AAGCACAAAGCGGAAGGCAUCACACUUUCACAGUUCCUCCACAGUCACACUCUCCCACAGUCCCACCAGUCCACCACUCGUCCACUCCCCUGCUUCACCGAAGCGUGCCGGCACCGGCAGCAAGCAGUCGGGAGCUAUGGCUCCGCCGCUACUGCUCGUCCUCCUCCUCCUCCCGGCCCUAGCCGCCGGCCACCAGCACCCGUCCUCCUUCGGCUCCUCCGCCCUCUCCGAGUGGCGCUCCGCCAAGGCCUCCUACUACGCCGCCGACCCCGAGGACGCCAUCGGUGGAGCGUGCGGGUUCGGGGAUCUGGGCAAGCACGGGUACGGGAUGGCGACGGUGGGGCUGAGCACGGCGCUGUUCGAGCGCGGCGCGGCGUGCGGCGGCUGCUACGAGGUCAAGUGCGUCGAGGAUCUCAAAUAUUGUCUCCCCGGCACCUCCAUCGUCGUCACGGCCACCAACUUCUGCGCCCCCAACUACGGCCUCCCCGCCGACGCCGGCGGCCACUGCAACCCGCCCAACCACCACUUCCUCCUCCCCAUCCAGGCGUUCGAGAAGAUUGCCCUCUGGAAGGCCGGCGUCAUGCCCAUCCAAUACCGCCGUGUUAAGUGCCUCCGUGAAGGUGGUGUCAGGUUCUCUGUCAAUGGUCGACACUUCUUCUUCACAGUGCUAAUCAGCAACGUUGGUGGUGCGGGUGAUGUGAGAUCGGUGAAGAUCAAAGGAACAGAGUCAGGAUGGCUCUCGAUGGGCCGCAACUGGGGUCAGGUGUGGCACAUCAACUGUGACAUGAGGGGCCAGCCCCUGUCCUUCGAGCUCAGCUCAAGCGAUGGCAAGACGCUGACCAGUUUCAAUGUCGUGCCCAAGGAUUGGGAAUAUGGAAAAACAUACACCGGGAAACAGUUUCUGCUGUAGAUGGAGUACCACACGAUCAGCUUACAGUUUCUAAUUUUUGUUCUGAUCCUACGAGUUGGACUGUGGUGUAUAUUCCUCUGUGGAACAAGUAAUAUCAUUAGGAGAAAGUUACUAGUGCAGGGCCUCAAAUAGUAGUUCUUGCUCAUAAAUGCAUUUUCGUGUCCCCUGAUAGAAGGCUUGAUGUAUCGAUCAAAAUAGAAGGCCGUAUUUUGGGCGUCUCCAUUGUAUUACAACAUUUUACCUGGCAAGCAAUGAUAAUAGUAUCUCUGCAUUUCUGUAGU
Panicum virgatum (switchgrass) is the source of this 1191-nucleotide messenger RNA. Its product is annotated as expansin-A10. The record is from RefSeq and is a predicted model, not a curated record. Gene Ontology annotation, cellular component: extracellular region. Gene Ontology annotation, biological process: plant-type cell wall organization. The transcript has 3 exons. NCBI's taxonomy places the organism in Eukaryota, Viridiplantae, Streptophyta, Magnoliopsida, Poales, Poaceae. The coding region runs from base 137 to 910 and encodes 257 amino acids.